This is a messenger RNA of Sphaeroforma arctica JP610, 2079 nucleotides long. RefSeq lists its product as hypothetical. NCBI's taxonomy places the organism in Eukaryota, Ichthyosporea, Ichthyophonida. Bases 1 to 1995 code for a protein of 664 amino acids. Gene Ontology annotation, biological process: activation of GTPase activity; nucleocytoplasmic transport. Gene Ontology annotation, cellular component: nucleus; perinuclear region of cytoplasm; cytosol. The record is from RefSeq and is a predicted model, not a curated record. The transcript is spliced from 14 exons. Gene Ontology annotation, molecular function: GTPase activator activity; small GTPase binding; phosphatidylinositol binding.
AUGGAAGACGAGGAACCCUUUGACCCUCUCGUGGAGUCAAUUGAAAAACUAGAAGCUCAGUUAGGCCACACCGGGACAGAUUUAGAUGAAACAAGUAACAGCGAAGACUUGAUAAAGCAAGGUACAAAUACAUUAGAGGGAGACUUGCUUGGACUUAGUAUCGACUCUAGCAAUGUCACAGCAACCGUCCCCGAUAGUGUGGUUACAGGUGUACCAACUACUACUAUGGGGGAUGAUGUAGACUUACUAUCACUGAACGAACCCUCUCAAAGCACCGAACCCCAUGCAGCGGCCAGCAGUACUCCUAUAUCCAUAAGCGUUGGAGUAGUUACAGAAACAACUGGUAUGGACAUUGAGGGUAUUAUAAAGAGAGUUGCGAGUUCCAUUAGUACCCAGAGUUCGGAGCCAGAGGAGAUGAAAUCACCCGAGAACGCUAGAAGUAGUAGCAGAGGUCCCAGCAAAAGCAUUCUACGGAAUGCGAUAACCAACGGAACGCAACUACGGCAUAUAAAUCUGGCCGAUACACCUCGAAUAACGUAUUCGGAUUGGGAAUCUGUGUCGGAGAUUCUCGGUCAGAACGGGUUUCUGUUGUCACUGGUCUGCACUAAGUCCAGUUUGAACGAUAUGAGUCUGGCGAAAGUCACAAAGGCGCUUUCAAAGCUGCGCUCGUUCGAAAGUCUGAAGCUUGCGUACAACCCUGGAAUCAAAGGCCCCGGCAUUGCGAGUAUAGGCACGCUGAUGUCCCACUGUCGGCGUAUAAAGAACUUAGAUCUGACAGGAAUAGUGUUCGACAGGAAAAUGGCGCAGAAUCUGGCGAAAUCAUUACACACGGCUACAAUUGUGUCUCUCAGUCUCGUGGAGUGUGGGCUGAAAGAUUCAUCGGUGGCUGAAACCAUCUUUUUUGGCUGCGGAAAGGCGCCUUCGCUCAAGUCACUCGAGCUGAUGGGCAACGGAAUCACGGGCGAUUCUAUGGCAGCACUGGGUGCAGCGCUGAAGCAACCGAGCUGCGCUAUACAACACUUAGAUAUGAGGAGCAAUGCCAUUGGGGAUAAUGGCGCACGAUCCCUGGCAAGGGCCUUACAGAAAAAUAAUGUGCUAAAGGAUGUAGUGCUGUGGCGAAAUCAGAUAAAGGGUGCUGGCUGCUGCUACCUGGCGCAGGCGCUGAAAGAAAACACGGGCCUCGUCUCACUGGACGUCAGCUACAAUGAAUGUGCGUCAGAACAAGCGAUGACUGACCUUCGAGACUUGCUCUUAGUAAACCAAACGGUCAAGAAAAUUUCUUUAGUGUUCACCGGUCUCGAUGGCACAGGCGUCAUUGCUCUAUCGGAAGCUCUGUCAAUAAACUCUACGCUGGAGCUAUUAGACAUACGAUUUAACGCCGUGAAUACUGCUGGCUUUAUGGCUCUGGCAUCGACUGUGCGCAUGAACACAUCGCUCACCGAGAUCUUCACAGACUUGGCUACAUCGAAGACGGACGACGAAUUGCUGGCACAAGUACAAGUCACUAUAGACAAGCAGUGUAAGGAGAACUUACAAAGUAAACCGAAUAUUAGCGAGGAGAUAACGCUCUCAGAUUUGGGCACCCGAUAUAAAGACACUGAUGAUCCCCACUCCCGCAAGAAAUCGCGGGUGCAGUUUGAUGUCGAGAGCACCUAUAAGAGGCUCAACAACUUUGGUGAACUCUUAGUCGACGUACCAAGUAAUGAGCUGGAAAGCAAUGAAAGUGUGCAGGAAUUGCUGAACCACCUUCUUAGAGCUCAACCAGACCUGCUGUCAAGUAUAGAGGAGGAAAAGGACGACCGCCAAUUGUCCGAAUAUCUGCUGCUGAAUAGCCGCAUAGUUGGAAUUCUCCAGCAGUACGACCAUAUUCUUGAAGAACUCCAAGCGAGCAAAGCGAGUAACUCAUUAAUUGAUUUCAGUAAUAAAUCGUUCGCUGCGAGAGCCAAAGGAAUGCUUACAUCAAGCCGUACAGAACAAACCCCAGAGAAAAGAUAAAUAGAGGAUUUCGACGUAGUCAGCACAAUGGUUCCUUUCUCUGAGGAAUAAUGUACAAUAAUUAAAUUCCUAAUAUUAGGAGCC